GGACCUACAUCAGGUGGUACCACAUAAAACGUAACUUAUUCAAAUGCACGUGUAACGGUUUCGGAAUCUCGUGCCAGCGAGCUUGAAGGAACUCCUUUACCGUGCCUCACUUCUGGUUGUAAUUGUUGCACUGUAUUACUGAUUGCUAUCAGUUGGUAUCCUAGCUGUAUAUCCCCAUAGACAUUUCCGCGCCUGACAAACCUGUAGACUAGCCUCAUACUUACCAAAGGCUGAACGUUACAUAUAUCUUAGAUGUUUUAUAGUAUCGAUUUGCUUUCAGCUCAUCGAGGGAAGUUCGGGAUUAUAUGGCUGGCAGCUACCAGGGUAAGGAAACAACUAUCAAGAAAGGAACUAAAUUCUGUCAAUAUUGUUACUGCUUGGAGAGACACAACUUCGACUCUCAUUGUACUUAGCAUCCCAGUUGACUUUCGGUAUUUGUAUCAUUUACAGAGAAAAAACUAUUGUUAUGCUACUACUAAAUCUCGUACAAAGCGUAAAACUCGCGUACCAGUUGAUGAUCCUGAAGUACCUCUGUUAAACUUGUACAACGAAACAAAUGAUUUUGGAAAUCUUCAGUUGCCUGAUUUGUUUUGGCCCAGUAUCAAUGAACCUUGUCUGGAUUUCAUGGAUACACAAACUCUGUAUCAAGCACGAAAUGAAGACAUAACUUUGGUGGAAGACCCUUCGGUCGAGACAAAUGGUACUCGUUUUUCAUUUGGUGAAGAUUUUUUGCCGGAGUUUAUCCUUGAAUCGAUAAAUCGUGAUCAUCAUACCAUUCAACCAGUAGAUUUAAUUCCUAUUGAGAUUCAAAAUGGCAAGAGACACAUUUCUAAACAUUUAGUACAUGAGAGUGAAGCUGAAGUUACAAAAUAUUCUGCAGUAGAAAGAUCAUGUCAUUCAGAUAAACCUCAGAGGCCGAUAACAACAAUACAAGAAAGUAAUGUCAUAUUCGACUCCGUAUUAAAUCAAUUUGUCCCCGUACAUACAGAGAUAGUGAACUCUUCAAAGGAUUUGACUAAUGCGAAAACGCUUGCUCAAGGAAGCGCUAAUGAAUGCAUAGUUUCACAGUCUUCUGACGUACCUAUGGACUCAGUCAAUGCAAUUUCAACUAAUGUAGAUAGUUCACUAAUGCCUUCUGCACAGUUCAGCACUGAAAUAAUCAAUAAUUCUACUCAUUUGGAAAACAUCAAACAAUCGAAUAUUGUAUUAGAACAAGUUGAAUUGACUAAAGAUUUUUUAACAGAAACAGAAAUGACUCAGAUAUUACCUCAGGAAGGAGAAGAAAGAACCUUUACUAGUGCUUCUGAACAGAACUUAUGUCCAAUUUCGUUAUCUCGAUUAAAUCCAUUACAUCCUGUCGAAUCUGAGGAGAAUACGCAUCGUCGUCGUAUAAAAAAGCAUUCUAAUAAGCUCAUCAUUGAUGAAAUCACCCGACUAACAGCAUCAGAAUUACGCUGGAACAUGUUACAUGGCGAGGAGACUAUGGUUACACGAGACAUUUAUCUGGCUGAAUCAACUCCACGCAGUCAAACACGAUAUCUGUUGUCUCGGAGUGUUUCACGAUUAUUCUCUGUCCCCAGUAAUCUGGAAACUGCUCUUAGUUUAAGACUUUGUGAACUUUGGUGUUAUCAUCGGCGUUUAUGUGAAAAAGCUUUACAAAAAAGGAAAUUAGAUGAUUUGUCAAUAAAUAAUGAUAUAAUCCAAACUAAACGUCCUACUAAAUCAUUAUCAAUAAAAAUGAAUGCUAUUACAGAAGAAAAUGAAUCUUCAGUAGAAAUUCAAAGAAUUGCUGGAGAUCAUUCUUCUCUAAUUGGAUCUGAAUCUAUUUUUGGAACUAGUAAUAUAAUUGAUGUAACCAAUAAUCAGACGAUCAGUGUGCGUGAAUCAUUAGUGCAAAUGAAAGAAUCUUUUGGGGGUGCUAGUGAUCAACCUAUCCCAGAUAUAACAAAUGUACGUGAUAAUACUGCUUCUGAAAUAACUCGUCAAGCCCUAGAUCUCCCUAUUCCAGGGACUUCAACAUCUUUGCCUACUGAGUGUACAACAUUAGUUCCUGUAAUUGAAGAACCUGAAGAAAAUCUGCAACAACAAAAUGAGUUGGAUUCUACGUCUGUUGUUCCCAAUUUAGUUGAAGCACUACCUGAUCAAUCUCAACUGCCUACUGAAGUUUCCUCUUUAUCGGGAAAACAUUUUCAUGAUAAAUCACAAUUAUGGAGAUAUCUCUAUAGUCAACUAAUAGAGUCAAAUUCUUAUUCGAUCGACAUUGAAAACCUUUGUCCAUUGGGUUGCAGUAAAAAACAAGCAGCAUUUGUAUUCAUGACGCUUUUAGAGUUUGCCAAAAAUCGCCAAAUUAUUUUAUCACAAUGCGUGGCUUUUGGACAAAUUCUCAUAACAAUAAUACACUAAGUAUUAUGAGUUUUAAAUCCAUUAUUCAUUGUUUGUUAUACCGUUUGUUCAUGGAAUAUUAUUAUCAUUUUAUAUACAACCUUUUCUUAUUAUAGUACUUUAUCAGUUUUGAUGAAUCAAUUUUUGAUAAUGGAUGAUCCUAUCAUCAUUAUUUUACAUGCUAAUCCUGUGGACAACAAUUCAUCUCAGGGGGCAUCGAAUACAUAUGCACCACACAAGUCACUUGAUUUAUGUGUGGGCUGUGAUACUGCGCAGAUGCCCAAACUAAGGCAGGUGUUUUUCUUAGGAGGUCACUCCCGGAGCCUCCGACGUUCUCAUGGUAUCCGGUGACCAACGAUGUGAAUCAUUUGUUUGGUAUCAAGGUUUUCCAACCCACCUAGGUGGGUCCAUCAUAUUCACCAACCUGCUUGAAUCGCGAGACAUUCG
Molecule: messenger RNA, 2829 nt
Organism: Schistosoma bovis
Lineage: Eukaryota; Metazoa; Platyhelminthes; Trematoda; Strigeidida; Schistosomatidae
Source: the annotation of a GenBank genome assembly